UCUAAAAUUAUCACAGGUUGUUUUCGUUAUGCGCAAAAAAGGAAAGUAAAAAACGAAGGGAGUACAGCGAAAGCAGUUAGGAUUAAGGGGCAGAAAAGAAGUAAAAAAACCGAAUGCGGCGACCAUGAUGAACGUUGACAAGAAAGAAUCCGAUCGCAACCUUCCAGAACUUUCUCCACCGUCCGUGGAGAACCAUCCGCCGGCACCGGCAGCGACCCCGUCACGGCCACCACCGAAAGAGCCCACUGCGCCGCCGCAGAUGAAACAGACGCCGUCAACAACUGUCAUGAUUCCUUCUAUUGAUCCCAAUGCCCUCUUUAGCGGCGGCGGUAUUAGCUUUCUGACGGGAAACAAAAGUGCUAAAUUCAGCUACGGAUAUGCUAGUUUUAAGGGGAAACGGGCUUCCAUGGAGGACUUUUAUGAGACAAGGAUAUCAGAAGUCGAUGGUCAAAUGGUGGCAUUCUUUGGUGUUUUUGAUGGUCACGGUGGUUCAAGAACAGCAGAAUACCUGAAGAACAACCUCUUUAAGAAUUUGAGUGGUCAUCCUGAUUUUAUCAAAGAUACGAAGUCAGCUAUAGUUGAAGCAUUUAAGCAAACCGACACCGAUUACCUUAAUGAAGAAAAAGGCCAGCAAAAAGAUGCCGGUUCAACAGCAUCAACUGCUGUUCUUUUAGGUGAUAGAUUGGUUGUUGCAAAUGUGGGAGACUCUAGAGUCGUCGCUUGUAGAGAUGGCUCAGCUAUUCCUUUGUCCAUCGAUCACAAGCCUGACAGAUCUGAUGAGCGAGAAAGGAUAGAACAGGCUGGCGGUUUCAUCAUCUGGGCAGGUACAUGGCGUGUAGGUGGGGUCCUGGCUGUUUCUCGUGCAUUUGGAGAUAAACUGCUAAAGCCAUAUGUUGUGGCAGACCCAGAGAUUCAGGAAGAAGAAAUUGAUGGUGUAGAUUUUAUAAUAAUUGCCAGUGAUGGACUUUGGAAUGUCCUGUCUAACAAGGAUGCUGUGGCCAUCGUGCAGGACAUAAAAGAUGCUGAAGCAGCAUCACGUAAGCUUAUAGAAGAAGCUUAUUCAAGGGGGAGUUCUGACAACAUCACGUGUGUAGUUGUUCGAUUUGAGAGCGCAUGAAUGGGGACCUAUUAAGGUCUGCCUACCUUUCUUCACUUACAAACAUAUAAACUAAGCAAACACGGAACACCUUCUCCUCUGCUGUUUUAUGACAGACUUACUCAUUUUCUCCAGCAUUAAGAAUGAUGUAUGUCAAUAAUGCUACUUAACUCUGCAGAUAAAAGAUUCUGAAGGAGGAGGUAGGCCUUGUAACUAGCUUAUUUUUCCAACUUCGCCAUACUUCUAGUGAUGAUUAAGCUGGCCAUGUCACUUGGAGUUGUGGUCGUGGGGAUUUUUACUAAUGGUCUCUGCUUAUAGACUUGUAAAUUUACUUUCAAUUGUUGUGUGAUGACAAAGUGUAAAUCACGCUGGUAUACUUUUAGUUCUUAAUCGAAUGCUUUCUGACGUUGUAUUCACGCAAUAUUUUCAGUAGAAAACAGAAAUCAGAUAUUCCCUAAUUUUGGUUUUCUGCUAA
Messenger RNA from Nicotiana attenuata, 1571 nucleotides. RefSeq names its product probable protein phosphatase 2C 11. The record is from RefSeq and is a predicted model, not a curated record. Gene Ontology annotation, biological process: protein dephosphorylation. The transcript has 9 exons. Bases 125 to 1117 code for a protein of 330 amino acids. Gene Ontology annotation, cellular component: nucleus; cytosol. Gene Ontology annotation, molecular function: cation binding; protein serine/threonine phosphatase activity. NCBI's taxonomy places the organism in Eukaryota, Viridiplantae, Streptophyta, Magnoliopsida, Solanales, Solanaceae.